AAAGGUUGAUAUUAGGGUUAGCCUACAGUUGUACAAGCUUGUGGGAAACAUGGAUGUUUCAGUUAUAACAACGGGUCUUCGUAGAAUUUUUUACGUUGUUUCUCCUAAUGAGACAUCCUUUAAAACUUUGGAGGAUGUACCUGACUAUAUACAAGCGGCGUUUCCAUUCUUCACAACAUUUAUUAUAGUGGAGGCUAUUGUGCUCGCACUACAGAAGAAAAAUGGCAUUCGCAUUAAUGAUGGGCUGGUGUCAAUCUCAGCUGGAGUAUUCUCUGAAACCUCCAAAUUCUUACUGAAGGGAGUGAUAAUGUUUGCAUACAUCUAUGUCUACGAUCACUGGAAGCUUUUCACCUUACCUUGGAAUUCGCCAUGGACUUGGCUUAUCUGUUUCAUUGGUGUAGAUUUCUGCUACUAUUGGUUCCAUCGGAUGGCUCAUGAAGUCAAUGUGAUAUGGGCAGCACAUCAGGUACACCAUAGUUCUGAAGAAUACAACUUUACUACAGCAUUGCGACAGUCAGUUGUGCAAAACUACACUUCAAUUGUGUUUUACUUGCCACUUGCACUCGCUGUGCCACCGCCAAUGUACAUGGUUCACAGUCAGUUCAACCUACUCUACCAGUUCUGGAUACAUACCGAGAUCGUGCACUCACUAGGGCCCCUGGAGUACAUACUAAACACACCAAGUCACCAUAGAGUACACCAUGGUAGGAACAGGUAUUGUAUUGACAAGAACUAUGGUGGAACUCUUAUCAUUUGGGACAGGCUGUUUGGUACAUUUACCCCAGAGACAGAGGAAGUAGUGUAUGGACUCACUCACCCAGUCGCAAGCUUUGACCCAAACUAUAUACAGUGGUGUCAUUACAUGCACAUAUUGAGGAUGACGUGGGUCACACCUGGACUUCUAAACAAGCUGUGGGUGCUACUGAAGGGCCCUGGCUGGGUGCCUGGUAAAUCCAGGCUUGGGUGCAUCGAGGAUAUUCCUGAUGUUCACGCUCCGGCAGAGAAAUACGACCCGGGUGUGCCAGCGUGGUGCAACCUCUACUGCAUGCUACACAUGGCCAUCACGGUGCUACACUACGACCACGCCGUCCGCUACAGAGAGGAGAUGUCGGCCGUGCUGAUGUUGGUGUUGUCAGUGCACUUCGUCUAUACGCUGACCUGCUUCGGUGCUCUGUUCGAUCACAGGAACCGAGCCUCGUUGAUGGAGUUCGGGCGAUGUCUGUACUGCGUCGUUGCAGCGGGAUAUCUGGAAGUCUUCCCACCAGAGGGCGCCCUCGCGAUGUCCACCCUGCUGUGUCGUGCGGUGCACUUUGUCUUCGUCGCCUCGCUGCUUCUGUGGGGGAUGCAGAGCUUGCGGCACGAGGGUUUCCUCAGCACUGCAGAUGACCGUCGCAAACCCGCAGUGACCCACACGCAGGAGCGGUGGGAGAGUAAGCGGUCGAUUACCACGGCGACGUACGGCAGUGGGGGCCAUCGGCUGAACGUGCAGAGCAAGCGCGAGUGAUCGGAGGCGUGGUUCAACGAACGUGCGCAUGCGCGCACGCAACGGUGCUCUCGCGUUGAUUAAGUCACGCCGGAGAACGUUGCAUCGCCUGUACAGUACUGAUCCGGAGUCAAUCGCCCUGUUCUGUACUUACAGGACCGGGUAAUUUAUCUUGCCAUGAUACAUGUAGUAGACAUUUACAUAUGAUAACUGUAUGUAACGAAUGUGUCUAUGGCGACAUGUCACCUCACAGUGAAAGCGACUCUGAGCGAGAGAGCCAGCAGCGUUGUUUUAAGCCUGCAAGUCUGCGUGGGGCUUGUGGGAGAGUUGGUGCACUGUGCGAGUAUAGUAGCUUGUAUCAGUUGUCAUUAGUGUCACGCAUUAAUUAUGCAGAGUAAAUGUUUACUCUUGAAAUUUUAAUUACAACCUGUAAAUCGUUGCCAAAUAAUUGUUUCGUGCAUAGCGUUGCAAUUCCGAAAUUGAUGCAGCAAUUAGUUUAUUGAUUGCUGAAGUGUUAAACGAACUGUGAUAGUGUAAUGUGUGGAUUUUAAUGCCGUGAUUUGCAUAUACAUUUGUUUAAUUGGAUGGAUACUUUUAUGAUAUUCCAAUCUUUUUUUCUCAUCAUGGGAUCAAAUAAAGAUGUUGCUACUACAAUCAGAAUAAA
This is a messenger RNA of Priapulus caudatus, 2147 nucleotides long. RefSeq names its product alkylglycerol monooxygenase-like. Bases 50 to 1504 code for a protein of 484 amino acids. Gene Ontology annotation, cellular component: endoplasmic reticulum. Gene Ontology annotation, molecular function: iron ion binding; oxidoreductase activity. The record is from RefSeq and is a predicted model, not a curated record. Gene Ontology annotation, biological process: lipid biosynthetic process. NCBI's taxonomy places the organism in Eukaryota, Metazoa, Priapulida, Priapulimorpha, Priapulimorphida, Priapulidae. The transcript has 11 exons.